AUGCAGACUGUGCAUGCCGCGACUGUGGCACGCGUCCAGAAGCCGCCACGCCAUGGCACAUAUGAGAGGGCGGCAAAGGGUGUCCUGGAGGACUUGCAGCGUCAGCUGCCGAUUGACCAGUCAAUGUUUGCCAGGUAUGGUGCGCAAGGCCCAGGGCCCAAGGAAACGACCUACUUGCUCCGCAAGUUGGCUCGCGAAGGUGGCCGGGGAAUCGCCGAGAAGGUCUUUGUUCAGCUCCGUCAGAUGGGAUGCGAAGUCAAUGUCUUCCACUUCAACACGCUGCUUGCGGCCCACGCCGCGGCGGGCUCCUGGCUCCGAUGCUGUGCUCUGCUCGGGGAGAUGGCCUCCAGAACAUCCCCAGACAUCUACACGUACGGCACCCUGGUCAACGCCUGUGAGAAGGGCAGCGCCUGGAUCGCCGCAUUGGGUGUACUCGUGGCCAUGGAAUCCGGCCGAUUUCGCCCAGAUACGGUGACUUGCAACUCGGCCAUCAGUGCGUGCGAGAAGUCUGGGGAGUGGGCCCAAGCCCUUGGCGUGCUGCGGGAGAUGAUCGCCAAGGAGGUUCAGAUCGACACCGUGUCCUGCAGCGCUGUGAUCAGCGCAUGCGAGAAGGCGUCGCAGUGGGACUGGGCGUUGCACCAACUUGGCCGGAUGCGGGAGCUUUCCAUCGAGAGCAACGCCAUCACGCACAGCGCAGCUAUAAGUGCCUGCGAAGUGGAAGACGCGUGGCCCCGCGCAGUUUUGCUCUUUGAUGAGCUCCGGCAAGCGGGAGCUGAACUUGACACGUUCAGCUGGACGGCCUUGCUCUGCGCCUUUGAGAAGGGCCAGCGCUGGCAAGAAUCCCUGCAAGUGCUGCAGGACAUGCCUUCUCAGGAUGCCCUGCCAACUCUGGUCACCUACAACUCUGCACUCCUCGCCUGCGCACACGGCAAGCAGUGGCGGAUGGCCCUCCAGAUUUUGUCCGAGCAACAAAGCCAUGGCUUGGAGCUGGACUCCAUUUCCUUCUAUAAAGCAAUGGAUGCCUGCUCAGCUGGCAGCGAGUGGGAGCGAGCUCUCCGAUUGCUGGAGGACAUGAUGGAAAGCAACAUCGACGGGCUGAAGGUGCAGGCGAAGCCUUGCUACGAUCACCAGUUGCAAGCAGGGAGUGCUUUAGACUGCUUCAAGCAUCUGGUCCUGGCGAGUCUGCUGGAGCGUAUGGCCCAGGAGCCGCAGAGCUUCACGUAUGCAGACACCCAUGCGGGCUGGGGUCUCUACGACCUCUCUGCUCUGGAAGUUACCAUUCACCAAAACCACCUCUAUGGAAUCACGGCGUUGGUCGAGAACGGGAAGAAGUCCCCUCAGUGCACGAUCCAGCACUUCCUGACCGCCCUGCGCUCCCUGAAUGGUGUGAACGGUGAAGCUGAGCUUCGCCGAUGCUUGGGCUCGCCAGGGCUGGCGCUGCGAUGGCUGAGGCCACAGGACAAAGCCGUCUUUUUCGAAGUUGCUUCCCAUGUGCACGCGGCGCUGCAGCGCAACCUUCAAGAAUUGAACGCUUGGUUGGAGAAGCCCCGGGUGGAGGUGCUGCGGCAGAACUCUUACACCUUGACUCCUGAGGCCAUCUCCCGGAAUUUUCAAGGGCGAGGCCUUGUCCUGAUUGACUCGCCCUACGAGCCCUACACUGAGUACCUGGCGUGGAACCUGUCACUCCUGCGUUCUCUCCGGCGGUCCUGGCCUUCGAGCUGUGUGGCAGUGUGGUAUCCGGCAUUUAACCCAGAGCAGACGACCAGCCUCUACCAUCGCGCAAAGGAUCUGCAGGUCGGAGACGUGUUGGUUGCAGAAAUGAAUGUCACAUUGGAAGGCAGUGAAGCUCUGGCAAGUUCAGGUGUUUUGCUGGUAAACGCGCCGCCCGAGAUCGAAAACGAGCUUGGGGAAAUGUUGUCCGAGCUCGGGCAGCUGCUGAGCCUGAAGCAGGGCACCGCUGUCACAAGUGCAGUUUUCUGGCUGUGA
Molecule: messenger RNA, 1986 nt
Organism: Symbiodinium natans
Lineage: Eukaryota; Dinophyceae; Suessiales; Symbiodiniaceae
Source: the annotation of a GenBank genome assembly